CAGUUAACACUUAUUGGUCCACCUUGCAGUCAGCAGCGGCUCUCUUGCGCGACUAGGUAUGCGGCUGCUUCUUCUGCUGCUCCUGCGGAUUUGCCUGGCGCAGCCCAGAGUGGAGCAGGAUUUCGAGGCGCAGGAGCCGCCCGACAACCCCAACGCAGAUGCCUUGGAGGCGGCCCAAGAUGAUGCAGUGCAUGGCGGCUUGGUGGAUGAAUGGGACAAGCACAUGGAGGGCUUCACGCCCGAGCUGCUGCUUACCUUUCCCCUGCCGGGCCGAAGCGAUGAGUUCUUUUACGAGGACAUCCCCGAGAACAGCCCGCCCGUCCUCAUCCGCGGAGGCUUUUUUGCCUCUGCCUCGGAGGAGACCUCCACGGUAGAGUUUAGCAUCCACGAUCCCAAAGGAAAGGUGAUCUUCGAAAAGAAGGAUCAGGCAGAAGGAUUGUUCCACUUCAUAGCCAAACGAAGCGGCACCUACACCUUCAUCGUCAGCAAUCACCGAUGGAUGGAGGAGAAGAUGGUGACCUUUGCUGUGGGAAAGGGAAACGAGACCCAUCUGCAGCCGCAGCAUUUGACAACCAUGGAGGACCACAUCAAGUCAAUCGAAAAGACUCUGGUUGACAUCCAGACCGAGUCCACAUAUUUAUGGAUCCGACAAAAAUCUCAUAUGAAGGCGGUGGAGAAUAUCCACACACGCGUGCUCUCGUUUUGCGUGGUCGAGUUCUUGAUCUUGAUCGGUGUGUCUGGCUUUCAGGUCUAUUACAUCAAAGGCCUCCUCUCAGAUCGCAGACUGCUGUAGCCAAAGGAAUUGAUAAUGACAGAUUCAA
Effrenium voratum is the source of this 821-nucleotide messenger RNA. NCBI's taxonomy places the organism in Eukaryota, Dinophyceae, Suessiales, Symbiodiniaceae. The record is from the annotation of a GenBank genome assembly.